UCCGCCCCGUCGCCCGCCGCAUACCAGCGCUGGUCGGCGAACUCCAACUCCCACAAUCCCUCUCCCCCGGGAGCCGGACGAGCGGCCGCCCCUCCUCCAGCGAGCGGCGGGAGCGGGGGCCGACGGGAGUUGUAGUCCCCCGCCCCGUGGCCCGCCGUGGAGCAGCGCGGGGCGGCGGACUCCAACUCCCGGCUGCCUGUGCGCGGCCGGAGAGGGCGGGAAAAAUGGGAGGAGGAGGAGGAGGAGGAGGAGAAGGAGCGAUGGCGGCCGGCGGAGGCGUGCCGACGGCCGAAAAAAAUGUUGUCCCCUCCUCCCGGUUAUUAACCACCCGGGUGUCGGGGGAAGAAGAAGGGGAGAGAUGGCGGCGGCACACGCCUGAGAGGCGGGACGGUUGUUUUUCCCCCCCGCCCCGGGGUUUUAGACGUUUUAAAUUCAAAUCCCCACCCCGCCCUCAGGAAAAAUAACGGUUUUAACCGUCACUUUUUUUUUAAAUGAAGCGCUGAGGGGAUUUUUUUUUACAAAAUAAAUCUAUAUAUAUAUUAAAAUAAUUAUGGGCGUGCAAGGAUUUCAAGAGUUCAUCGAGAAACACUGCGCCGGGGCCGUGGUGCCGGUCGAGCUGCAGAAGUUGGCCCGGGCCGCCCGUAAUCGAGCCCCGGGCCCGAGGCAUGGGCCUUACCCGCCGCCGCCGCCUCCUCCGCCGCCGCCACCUCCGCCGCCGCCGCCUCCCCCGCUGCCGCUGCGGCUGCUGCUCGACGCCGAGACCGGCCUGCACCGACUGUACGGCGGCUACUUCACCGACUGGGUGAGCGGCGGCCAGUGGAACCAGAUGCUGGGCUUCCUGGCCUCGCUGUCCAAGGCGUGCGUGAGCGGCGGCGUCGAGCUGGUGGUGGCCUUCAACGGCUCGCUGGCCAAGGCCCGGCUGCCCGACUGGGUCAAGCGGCAGAACCAGGAGCGCCAGAGCGCCCAGCUCAUCGUCAACCACGUCCAGCACAAGGGCACGCCGCCACCCAAGGUCUGGUUCCUGCCGCCGCCCUGCCUGGCGCACUGCAUCCGCCUGGCGCUGCUCCGCUUCCGAGUCAAGGUCGUUCAGAGUAUCGAGGACCACCACCAGGAGGUGAUCUCCUUCUACCGUGAGAACGGCUUCCACGGCCUGAUUGCCUACGACUCGGAGUAUGCCCUGUGCAACGUCCAGUGCUACCUCAGCGCGCACGCCCUCAAGCUCAGCUGGAAUGGCAAGAGCCUCACCACCAACCAGUACCUGAUGCAGGAGGUGGCCAAGCAGCUGAACGUCAACCCUGCUCACUUCAGCAUUUUCGCUGCCCUGCUGGGUAACCACAUCCUCCCAGAUGAAGACCUGGCUGCCUUCCAUUGGAGCCUGCUGGGCCCAGACCACCCCCUGGCCUCUCUGAAGGUCCGCGCCCACCAGCUGGUCCUGCCGCCCUGCGACGUGGUGAUCAAAGCCGUCGCUCUGUACGUCAGCAGCGUUCCUGAUGUCCGUGAUCUUGACGCAGUGGCCAAGGACGUCUUCAAACACUCUCGGUCCAGGACAGAAGAUAAAAUUGAACGGUUCAAGAGGGCUGUGGAAUACUACGCAACUGCAAGCAAGCCAAGACCUCUGCCUCUUGGACCCACUCCAUUCCUCGGUUUCGGGCCCAGCCAGUUCGGGAUGCCCUCCUACGCGGCCACACACAUGCAAGCGAUCGCACCACCCAAGCCACUGUUCCCGCCACCGCCGAUGAUGCAGAAGCUGCCGUACCAGCCCUUCCCGCCGGGGCCCGGCGUCACCUUCCCAGCCUCCCAGAGCCACCUGGUCCACGGGCCGCCCUUCGACCCUGGCCCAGCCAAGCACGACAUCCAGCGCCCCUGCAAGCCAUUCGGCGAUUGGCCCGGGCCGCCGGCACCGCCCCCUCCGCCGCCGCCCCCGCUGCCAGCCACCAGGAUUUCCAACCACGCGCAGGCCAAAGAACCGGCGUCGCCUCUGCACAACUCCUCGCCCUCAUCUUCCUCCGAUGUGGACGAUCAGAGCAGCAGCACCACAGCCAACCACCUCGUCGGGCAGUCCUCUCAGCACAAAGCCAACUGGGAAGGUGCCAGCUCAGCUCCAGGUCCAAGCAGGAGCCCCGAUAAAAGCGGCCCCGAGGGCCCCCCCGAUGCCAAGACCGGGAGCGAGCAACCUCUGGCUCGGGACGCGGGCGCAGCCCCGGUGAACCCCACGGCGCACAUCCCGUCGCUGCUCUCCAUGCAAACCAGGAACCACAUGGACAUCACCACCCCGCCGCUGCCCCUGGUCGCCCCCGAGGUCCUGCGCGUGGCGGACCACAGGCACAGGAAGGGUCUCAUGUACCCCUACAUCUACCAGGUCCUGAUGAUGGGCGAGUUGAAGCUCCCUGUGUGCAUAGAGGACGAAGCCAACAACGACUUGCCUCCUGCCACUCUGCUCUACAGAUCGGCCCGGCAGUACAUCUACGGCGUGCUCUUCAGCCUGUCGGAGACCCAGCGGAGGGCUGAGCGCCUCGCAGUGCGGAGGAGGAUCCCUGUGGAAGUGCCUCCAGUCAUCAUCAAGGAGUGGUCGGCCUACAAGGGCAAGUCGCCCCAGACUCCAGAGCUGGUGACAGCGCUGACCUUCAGGGAGUGGACCUGCCCCAACCUGAAGAAGCUGUGGCUGGGCAAGGCCGUGGAGGAUAAGAACCGGCGCAUGAGGGCCUUCCUCGCCUGCAUGAAGUCUGACACGCCAGGGAUGCUGAACCCCGCCAACGUCCCCACCCAUCUGCUGCUGCUCUGCUGCGUCUUACGGUACAUGAUGCAGUGGCCAGGAAGCCGGAUUUUGCACAGAUACGAACUGGAUGCGUUCCUCGCACAGGCUGUCUCUUCCAAGCUGUAUGAGCCAGACCAGCUCCAGGAGCUGAAGAUCGACAAACUGGAUGCCCGUGGGAUCCAGCUGGCGGCCUUGUUCAUGAGUGGCGUCGACACUGCCCUCUUCGCCAACGAUGCCUGUGGGCAGCCCAUCCCCUGGGAGCACUGCUGCCCCUGGAUCUACUUCGAUGGGAAACUUCUCCACAGCAAGCUGGUGAGGGCCACCCGUGAGAAAGCCCCUCUGAUUGACCUCUGCGACGGUCAGGCUGAUCAGGUUGCCAAGGUGGAGAAGAUGAGGCAGAGCAUCCUGGAAGGGCUGAGUUUGAGCCGGCAACCCAUGCUGCCCCCCUCGAUGCCCCCGCCGGCCUUUGUGCCCCCCAUGAUGGCGCCCUUCUAUCCCAUGCCCAUGUACGGCCGCUCCUUCGGGCCGGUCCCGCACCCUCAGGGCCGGGGGCGGGGUUUCGCUGGCAUCCAGCAGAUCUCGCAGGGAGGGAAGCUGGAGAUCGCCGGCAUGGUGGUGGGCCAGUGGGCAGGCAGCCGACCGGCUCGAGGCCGGGGAUCGCUCAACCUGCAGGUCAUCUCCGUCGGGGGCCACGGGAGAGGGCAAGUGAAGGACACAGCGCCGUCUAUGAAAGGGACCCGAGGGACCAGCACUAAAAACGGAGCGGCUGCUUCCACCGAAGACAGCCAGACUCACCCGACGGCGCCGAGCGAGGGGAUCCCCGCCCUUUGUCCGCCAGAGCAGCCCACGCCGGAGGAGGAGGGGGUGGCGGAGGCGGAGGCAGAGGCAGAGACGACUUCCGAGCCGGCCCUGAGCCCCGCUGACUGCCCGUCCCAGCUGAACGGCAAGCGCCAAGAGGGGAGCAGGAGACCCAGCCUCCCGCACUAUCGCCAAGUGCCUUAAAGAAAGACAGUGACCUUUGCAAUAGUAUUUCUCAGUUCAAUGGCACUAAAUGCUGACGACACCUGCCACUGGGAACAGAGAGCGGCCAGUGCUGUGCGGCAGACAGAGGAGUAGAGGCUGCCUGCCCCCGGGGCGCAGUUUUCACUUGCGCUCUCUCUCUCUCUCUCUCUCCUUUUCUUUCGGUUUAAAAAAAAAGGAAAUGAAAAAUGCGUGUUUCCGAUUGCAAAAGGGUGGUUUGCCGGGUUCAAACCCCACCCCCCUCCCCCCAUUGCCAAGCCCCUCUCCACCCCCCAGGGGACAGGGAGCUGGGAUUGGAACUCAGUGGCUCGUUGACCCAGGGACAACAGUCGGCUGGUGCUCUCAAGACCAGUGUCAGUGGGCUUGAACCUGUUUCAGAUCUCAUUGCAUUGGCCAAUGGUGUCCCAGGACCUGUGUGUGUGCCUCCCUCCCUCCCCCUCUCUCUGCUUCCCUCCCUCCCUCCCUCCCCCUCCCUCCCCCUCUCUCUGCCUCCCUCCCUCCCCCUCUCUCUGCCUCCCUCCCUCCCCCUCUCUCUGCCUCCCUCCCUCCCCCUCUCUCUGCCUCCCUCCCUCCCCUCUCUCUGCCUC
Molecule: messenger RNA, 4362 nt
Organism: Pristis pectinata (smalltooth sawfish)
Lineage: Eukaryota; Metazoa; Chordata; Chondrichthyes; Rhinopristiformes; Pristidae
Gene: fam120c
Product: family with sequence similarity 120C
Exons: 17
Coding region: 551-3757 (1068 amino acids)
Cellular component (GO): nucleus
Source: RefSeq, a predicted model, not a curated record